AUGCUGAACAAAGGAUUAUCCGUGGUCUGGCUGAUGUCCGUGGCUCUUUUGUGCGUACUGGUGCACGGUGUGAAAGGAGACGUGAGUUAUUCUGUACCGGAAGAAAUGAAACGAGGAUUUGUUAUCGGAAAUAUUGGCAAAGAUCUUGGUCUGACUGUGAAGGAAUUAGCAUCAAGGAAGGCUCGUAUUAGUGCUGAAGGUAAUCGAAAACGGCUCAGUAACAUUAAUGUAGUUACUGGAGAACUGACUGUAGCAGAGGUAAUGGACAGAGAGAGCAUUUGCAAAGACAAACUGUCGUGCGUUCUGAAUUUCGAGCUUGUUCUGGAACAUCCACUAGAGCUUCAUAAAAUAACAUUACAUAUCCAAGACACGAACGACAACUCUCCUGCAUUUACGAAAGAUAUAGUCAAAUUUGAGAUACGAGAAUCUGCCGUUAAAGGGGCGCGAUUUCGCCUGAGUGAGGCACACGAUGCAGACAUCGGACAAAACGCAGUGCAGAAUUAUAUACUGGAUAAGAAUGAUAAUUUCAUACUUGCCGUAUCGGCAAACAAAGAUGGAGGGAAGAACAUCGAGCUGGUUUUAGAUAAAGAAUUAGAUCGAGAGCUGCAGCAAGAGUUGAAUUUAAUUCUGACUGCAGUCGAUGUCGAUGGCGGCAUUCCGCCCAGAUCAGGCACUGUGCAGAUACACGUCACUGUACUGGAUGCGAAUGACAACGCUCCUCUGUUUACUGAGGAGGUGUACAGGGCUACUCUGCCUGAGAAUUCAGAGCAAGGAACUGUAGUGUUGAAAGUUAGUGCCACUGAUUUAGAUGAGGGAAUAAAUGGAGAAGUAACUUAUGAGUUAAGUCGUGCGUCUUCCUUAGCAAAGCAGUUAUUUAUACUGGAUUCUGAAACUGGCGAAAUUAAAGUCUGCGGAGCACUAGAUUAUGAAGAGGAUACUGUUUUUGAAAUGCGAGUUGAAGGGAAAGAUGGAGCUGGCUUGUCGUCGAAAGCGAAAGUAAUAAUUGAGCUUACAGACGUGAAUGACAAUACGCCAGAAAUAAACUUACAGUCAUUAAAUAGCCACAUUCCCGAGAACGCGCCACCAGGUACUGAAAUUGGCAUCAUUCAUGUCCAAGAUAGAGAUUUUGAAAUCAACGGACAAGUAAGGUGCUAUAUUGCGUCAGAUGUCCCCUUUAAAUUGGUCCCUUCAAUCACAAACUACUAUUCCCUUGUGACAACUGCUGAACUAGACCGUGAGGUGACGUCUGAUUACAACAUCACCAUCACUGCUACUGAUGAGGGCACUCCGUCACUCUCAUCAUCCAAAACGGUGCACUUAAUGGUGGCCGAUGUUAACGACAACCCUCCCGUUUUUCAGCAGAGGUCAUAUAGUGCCCACAUUACAGAAAAUAACAAGCCAGGCUCUCCUGUCUGCUCCGUGUCAGCCACAGACCCCGACUGGAGACAGAAUGGCACAGUGAAUUACGCACUGCAUGCCAGUGAUGUGGACGGCACUCCUGUGUCAUCCCUGUUGUCGAUUAAUGGAGAUACAGGUGUCAUUCACGCUGUCAGGUCAUUUGACUAUGAGAAGCAGAACAGUUUUAAGGUUCAGGUCAUCGCCAGAGAUAACGGCUCUCCUCCACUCAGCAGCAACGUUACUGUGAGCGUCUUAGUGUCUGAUGAGAAUGAUAACACGCCUCAGAUUUUAUACCCAGCCCCUGAGGGAAACUCUCUCAUGACAGAGAUGGUGCCUAAAACUGUGCAGGGCAACUAUCUCGUCUCCAAGGUUAUUGCAGUGGACGCAGACUCGGGGCAGAAUGCGUGGCUCUCGUAUUAUAUUGUCACAGCUACUGAUCCGGGUCUUUUCACCAUCGGGGUCCACAGUGGAGAGAUCAGGACACAGAGAGACAUUUUUGAGGGCGACGGCAUGAGACAGAAUCUUGUUGUCUCUGUGAAAGAUAACGGUCAACCCCCUCUGUCUGCAACCUGCACGGUGUCUUUACUUAUUUCAGAUAACUUAGCCGAGAUCCCAGAGUUGAAAGACAUGUCUGUAGACUCUGGGUCUAAGCUGACCACUUAUUUGAUCAUAGCGCUGGUGUCUGUUUCCACCUUCUUCAUUACGUUCCUUAUUAUCGCACUGGCUGUGAAAUUCUGCCAGCGGAGAAAGCCCAGACUUUUGUUUGAUGGAGCAGUGGCCAUUCCCAGCGCCUAUCUGCCCCCAAAUUACGCAGAUGUGGACCCCACUGGAACUCUUCGCAGCGUCCGCAGUGCCUAUAACUAUGACGCCUACUUGACUACAGGAUCACGCACCAGUGACUUUAAAUUUGUCAGAUCUUACAAUGAUGGCACACUUCCUGCUGAUUCCACUCUGAGGAAGACGUCUUCUCAAGACCCCUUUGGAUCAUGUAACGACUUAGACGAUUCUCAGAUCUGA
Molecule: messenger RNA, 2415 nt
Organism: Engraulis encrasicolus (European anchovy)
Lineage: Eukaryota; Metazoa; Chordata; Actinopteri; Clupeiformes; Engraulidae
Product: protocadherin gamma-A11-like
Exons: 3
Coding region: 1-2415 (804 amino acids)
Biological process (GO): homophilic cell-cell adhesion
Cellular component (GO): plasma membrane
Molecular function (GO): calcium ion binding
Source: RefSeq, a predicted model, not a curated record